Triplophysa rosa is the source of this 6722-nucleotide messenger RNA. It is a transcript of the gene psda, whose product is annotated as pleckstrin and Sec7 domain containing a. The coding region runs from base 363 to 5156 and encodes 1597 amino acids. The record is from RefSeq and is a predicted model, not a curated record. The transcript has 17 exons. Gene Ontology annotation, molecular function: guanyl-nucleotide exchange factor activity. NCBI's taxonomy places the organism in Eukaryota, Metazoa, Chordata, Actinopteri, Cypriniformes, Nemacheilidae. Gene Ontology annotation, biological process: regulation of ARF protein signal transduction.
GAAUGUGAUACUGGCGCUCCCUAAAGGCACAGCACAAGAGUGUAUUAACAGCUGUAUCUGCUCGCGGAGUUGACGUUUUCCUGAUCCCAGCGGAACUGUCCACUUCAGCACCACAGCGUCAAAUAUCUGCCGCAUCGGAACAUUUUCGUGGACAUCAUCACUCGCUAAAGAUGUGUGAAGUUGCUUGUCCCUCCUUAGCAUUCAUUGGAACUUGGAAGUAAACAAUAAGGUGAUUUGAAGAUGGAGAUGGAUCCCGUAAAGACGCCCACCAAAUUCUACAGCAAACAAUGUCUGUGAUUAAACAGUUACAGAGAAUAGGCAUUUUUCUAUAGGACAGAUCGCCAGGCUACCUUUGUUGGGUCAUGUCUCAGUCAGGUAAAAUCCUUCAUCUGUAUGUGGAAGUGAGGUCUGUAGCUGAUGAAGAAGCAAAAGACCCAGAAGAUAUGGACAAGACAGGCUCCCUAAUGUUGACAGCACCAGACAACCUUCAUCAGUCUCAGAAUACUGGCCAUAACGCCUCACAUGGCCGCAUUUCUCCACGUGGAGUACUGCAUAAAGGAAGCAGUAGCACCCAGAGUUUGGCCUCCAGUAAAUCGACAUCAAGGCACUCAGUGAGUUUUCAGCUACAUCCAGGACAUGAUUUAGAACAACCUGCUGCCCAACACAGUCAGAGCCUGCCAUAUGAUGAGAUAAACCAGUUACUCUCUGCUCUUCAAUCAGGGCCCACUGGAAAUACUUGUCACCCAGUUUGUGCUCCUUCUGAACAUGACCGCUUCUAUCAUGACCACUUCUAUGGAAGGGAAUCUCAUUCUUCAGGGCGGUUUACCGCCCCUCCUACACCCAGUGGAACUCGCAAAGCCUGCAGCCCAAAUAGACGGGGAGAGGAGGGUAAUCGAUCUAUCGCCACUUUCAGUUACAUCGAAAAAGCGAAAAUUAAAUCUGUGGAUGGGCAGGGUAUCUCUUUGUGCCAAAGCGAACCUCAAAAUCCUUUCAACAGAGACAUUAAAAAUCAAGCAAAUAUUAGAAAAAGGCUCAGUGACCCAGUGGGUUUCAACAGCUUGGAAACCAUGAACAGUUGUAGCCCGAAACAUCUUAGUCAAACUAUGGGAAACUCACACAUGGGCACUCCCAGCUUGAGGCGGGCCACUCUUGACUCCAUUGCCAGAGAAGCCACCCAUCGUGCAAUAGAGGAAUUUGGUUCCCCGCAACUCAGGAAGAAACUGGCAGCCAACUGUGCUGACAGAAAGCAUAGCAUCAGGAGAGCAGAGCAACGUCGCUGUAGGUCUUGGUCGGGGUCACCCAUGAUGCCAUGCAGUUCUAGAACUCUGCCCACCAACGCAACACUAAUGGAUCAUGAACCCAACAGUUCUUUGUACAGACUUCCUAGGAGCCCCGCUACAGACCAGCUGUCAAACCAUGCUAAACAGACCUACUUUACAAUGUCACACCUCAGUAAUGUCCAAUCUCAAGAGGUGUCAAACCAGAGGCCUCAAGGACAUAGGUGUCGCCCGAAUUUACCAUCUUGUAAGCCAACGGCUAUUCAACAUGAAUUGCCUACUAUGAUCGUAACUCAACCAUCAUGCAACAAGCUACAUGGUCAUAUGGUGAGUGAUAGUCCCCGGCAGGCCCACAGAGUUAAUUUUAACCUGGCUGACUCCCAAAAUAUGGAGGAGGAAAGAGCCAGUCACGGAAGUGGAAAGAGAAGUGUAUCUCCAGCCACAAGUCUUGAGAUGGCUCGUACGCUAGCCGAAGAGGCCACCAAACUCUCUUUACUUCUGGAGGCCAGGAGAUCUCCGUCCCCAACUCCAUCACUGUCGGACACUGUGAGAUCUGACAGCCCCAGGUUAGGGGACCAUUCCAGAGAGGAUCAGCUCUAUGCAAACUUUCAAAUACAAGAAUACAAGACUGGUCUCCACUUCGGUCACGGAGACCCUUUUAUACCCCACAUAACAGGUUCAUCCCCUCCAGCUCCAACAAAGUUGAACCGUACGGAUGUAAUAUCUUCCUCCCCUGUACGAGACCCAAGAAUAGAACGUGCACAGUUGCCUGGGAAGGACAGCCCUACUCUGCAUCGGCACCAGCCUUCCCAGUACACCAGAGAUAUUCAUAUACCUGGCCAUGAGUGUGUGCAAAAUGAGACGCUCUUAAACCGGGCUCUCAAAGAUAGCCCAGACAGCAGCAGUAGACCUUUAACCAUGACUAACACAGAGACAUCAGUCAGUUGGACCUCUCAGCAAAAGCAUGUGAAAGGGGAGUGCUCAUCCAGCGACAAAGAAAACUUUAAGGAGGUGGAAAAUAAUCAAAGGACCGAUCCGGCUGCACUGGGCUGUCAAGUGAACCAUUUUAGGGUCUCGGUGCGGCACAGUGAGAUGACCGGUGACAAUAGUCCUAACAAGAAACAGAGAGUUACGGCAUCACAGAGCUCCAGUGGAGUGACAGGCAGUCUUUUGGAGAACACUACACGUGAGAAGGACUGUAUAUCUUCAGAGACGUCUAGCAAAACCAGCCGGAAGACUUUGGACAUUGGAAACACAGGCAUUCAGUCUGCAGGAGGAUCGUUUUCACCGCGGCCUUCUCUGCACUCUCAGAAGAUCGCUCGUGCUAAAUGGGAGUUCUUGUUUGGGACCCACUCUGAGAAUGAAACAAAAGGUUCCUUUUCCAGUGGCUGCUCCAGUGAGUCUCCUACACCCAUUCCACCCUCAUCUACACCCCUGUGUCCCAUAUCAGCACACUCAAGACAUUGUCAAUCAACCGCCUCCCCAAAAUCCUCCAGGCAUGAUGUAAAACAUAUACAAGUGGAAGUGAUCAACCACCUCCCUGCAGCUGGCUCCUCCUCUAAGACCUGCAUCAUCAGACGUUCUGUCAAAUAUUCAGAGACAGAUAUAGAUGCAGUUCCCAUGCGCUCUUACAGGGAAACAGACCUGGAUGAGGUGAUGCUGGCAGAACAGGAGGAGGUGGACUCGGCUUUCGGGAGUAUCCGCAGCGUACUGGGCACCUCGGGCACAAGCAGCGCCAGCCCUCUGGAUGAAGUGCUGUGCCCACUUACAGAUGGUGAAGAGGAGCUGCAGGAUGAGGAGGUAGUGAGCUGGGCCAGUGUGAGGAUGCAGGGCGACAAAAAGAGGCAAAAUGCAUCACCUGAGGGGGGUGAGGUGUUUAGCAGAUUAUUGAGAGGCCCCUCAGAGAGCCAACCAGACAGUCACACGACUUUAAAGUCUCCCAUCCCAGUGGACAGCCCCCGCAGAACCUCAUCAGAUGGCUUGGACUCCUUCAGCAGGCACUUUGAGAGUAUCGUGGAGUCGCAUCGUGCCAAGGGUACCUCCUAUAGCAGCCUGGAUAGCGAAGACAUCACCCCAAGUGGACCACUGAUCUUCACUUUUGACUUUCCAACUCUCACCCCUGAGAUCCAGAGCCAGAUCUGUGAAAUUGCAAAGCAGAUCAUUGAACUGAGCUUUGCCCCUCUUGCUCGUUCCGAAUCCCCCAUUGUAUCCAAUACCAUAGAACCUGCAGCUUCUCAGAGCCUGGCAGAAGAGGGCCGGAGAGGUGUGCUUGAAGAAGAGAAGUCCUUCAGUGGAUCCUGCUCUGAUAAAAACCCCAAGCCUGAUUCUGACACAGAUGCUGCCAUAAGAGAAAGGCCAUCGCGGUCGGUGUCCGAGUCGGGUCCAGGGGUGGCUGAAAGGUUGGCUGUGGGCAGCACUGAAACUCUGACUAAUGGCAACAAAGCAGACCUCCAGGCUGCCAAACGACUGGCCAAACGCUUGUACAAUCUCGAUGGAUUCAGGAAGUCAGACGUGGCACGACACCUGAGCAAGAACAAUGAUUUCAGUCAUAUGGUGGCAGAAGAAUAUCUGAGUCACUUUAACUUCACAGGGAUGACAGUGGAUCAGGCUCUGAGAGUGUUUUUGAGAGAAUUUGCCCUAAUGGGUGAAACACAGGAGAGGGAGAGAGUACUUUCACAUUUCUCUAGAAGAUACCUCCAGUGCAACACAAACACGAUACUGAAUGAAGACAGCGUUCACACUUUGACUUGUGCCUUGAUGCUGCUCAACACUGAUCUGCAUGGUCAUAACAUAGGGAAGAGGAUGUCCUGUACGCAGUUCAUUAGUAACCUGGAGGGACUAAAUGAUGGCCAAAACUUCCCUAAAGAACAUCUCAAGGCUCUCUACAACUCUAUCAAAAACGAGAAGCUGCAGUGGACAAUUGAUGAGGAGGAACUGCGGAAGUCUUUCUCAGAGCUGGACGGCAGGAAAGACUCCACGUCUCACACCAUGAAGCGCGUCAGCAGUGGAGGAAACCCUCUCGUCAGUGUGGCGCAGCAGUCCAGCGCUCAGGUCUACAAGAACGGCUUUCUUGUACGGAAGGUUCACGCAGAUCCUGAUGGGAAGAAAACUCCACGAGGCAAAAGAGGCUGGAAGACAUUCUAUGCUAUUCUAAAAGGGCUGAUCCUCUACCUGCAAAAGGAUGAUUAUCGUCCAGAUAAGCAGCUGUCUGACGAGGACUUAAAGAACGCAGUAUCUAUCCAUCAUUCUUUAGCCAUGCGGGCAGCAGACUACAGCAAGAGGCCUAAUGUGUUUUACCUUCGCACCGCUGACUGGAGAGUCUUUCUCUUUCAGGCCUCUAACGCGGAGCAAAUGCAGUCUUGGAUCACACGUAUCAACACAGUGGCGACAAUGUUCUCCGCUCCUCCUUUCCCUGCAGCCAUUGGCUCCCAGAAAAAGUUUAGCCGCCCUCUUCUGCCAGGCUCAAGCACCAAGCUCUUACAGGAGGAGCAGCUUAAAUCUCACGAGACACGUUUUCGAUCCGUUUCCGCUGAGCUGCAGGAACUGCGCUCGUCACACCAGGACCGCAAGAUUAAAAGCAGAGACCAAGAAGAGCACAAGCAAAGAGAAGAGUAUCUGGAUUUUGAGAAAACACGCUAUGGAACGUACGCCAUGCUGCUGAGGGCUAAGAUUCGCACCGGGGAAACAGACUUGGCGGCAUUCGAGUCCCGUUUGUUUGAAGACAGUGGGCUACAGAGGGCCCAUUCCAGCCCCACGUUACCCCAGGACAACAGCCAUGCCAGCAGCACCAAAGAGUCCAGCAGGAGUAGCAGCAGUAAGAGAGUCAAGCGCUCGGACACAGGUCAGAGACACAGCUACAGACAGGCUGUCAAACAGUGAGGACUGAGUCGUGCACAAUGGGCCGAUGUGUCCCAUCAGGUCUUAUUCAUCUCGAUCCAGGGGCUGAAUAGAGUGUUACCAGGAUGCCUGGAGUUACACUUGAUGGCUCUUCUUAAGGCAUCGUGAAUUGUAACGGUUGGGGUUAGUAGACCACAGUGACGAGCUUUCGCCUUCAUGACCGCUAUCUUUGGGUAUCGGUGAGGUUUGCUUUUCUGGUCAGUAACUGAAGGGCCAGAUCAGUCAAUGGUGGCAUAAGGAGCACCAGCCUCACAUUAUGUUACUGUUGGUCUUUGCAACAUGUUAAAUUUAUCACUGGGUAUUUCGCUUGUUACAUGUUGGUUUAAAUCAUUUUUUUUAACAAGCUGAAGUGCAGAACAACAGAAUCAGUUGCUGUGUUGCUGGAAGAGAGAACCAAACGAGAAGUACAUUUUUAUAGAACGUAAACACAUAUUGUUCAUAUAUAUCUAAGCAUUGUAGAUUUUGCUUUUUAGACUAUCAUUUCAUUAUGUGAGGUCGAUCAAGUCAAGAAGCUUUAAAAGCGUAUGGAAGUUUUGCCUGUAUAGUCCUUUAAAAGUUCUUAACGCACGUCUCAAAGCAUGCCUAAGAUGUUUGAAGACAAUCAGCUUGUCUUUUGGUACAAAUUACUACGAAUAUAAAUGUGUUUUAUUUUCUUUAUGCCACGUCGUCAUUUCAACAUGAUAAAAUGACCAGCAAUGUGAAACGGUUAUUUAAAAGCCAUCAUAAAAAUGAUCCCACCAUAUAAUUUGGUGCAAUGUCUGAGAAUUUUGUAUGUAAAUAUGUUGGGCUUGAGGAUGAUGCAAAAUCUGUCAAAAGUAAACCCUUGGAACUUGGCUAUUCCAUUGUAUUCUCAGGCACUCAUUUUCAAAUUUUAUUCAUACGCAUUCCACCACCAGAGGGGGCAGUAAAUCACAUACUGUAUACAGUAAUACCUCGAUUGCAUUGAGACCUGUUUCAAGAACAAGCGUCAUUGGACAGAAAUAAUUCUGUUUACAAACUGAUGGUCACAGAUUGUGUUAAAAUGUGAAUAAUUGUUUUAUAAAAAUGUAAACUCUUAUCAUCCUAUUGAUAUCAGAAACAUGAAGAAUCCAAGAAAUUGUAAGACUUUGUAAUUGUAAAACACAUUAAUGCAAAUUCAGGUCAUGAAUAUCUGUUAGCACCGCCAAAAUAUAUAUUAAGUUCAGACAAGCGCAGUGAAUUAGCAUGUUGAUUUUAACAUUCGAUUUAACUGGGACCCAAAUUCCAUCAAUGGCACGUCAAUAGUGUUAUGGCUAAAUAAUAAGUGUAUUUAAUAAAAAGAGUUAUUUAUAUAUUUUGAACAUUUAUAAUCUGUCUUGAGUAUUGACUUGGUUUGUGUGUGUGUGUGUGUAUAUAUAUAUAUAUAUAUAUAUAUAUAUACAGGAUCUGUACAGGUUUUAAUAGGGUACACUCAACCACUCAAAGUAGUUUGGUGUCACCCAGAUAUUUUGCUGUACUUCUAACUUAUUUCUAGUUUUUGUUUGUGUGUUAUAGAUUUUUUCUGUAUAAACUGUGAAUAUUAUGUUAGAA